GCGAUAGCCAACAGCCAAUCAGCAGCCAGGCUGGGACCCUGGCGCACUGUUUACACCCUUACUCCACAUACAUGGUACAUCAAGUCACCUCCUCACACACACAACACCAGUUGCCUUCAGAACUCAAUCUGCUAGUAGUGAGAGCGGUGUCAAGCCGGAGUCUGUCUUUACUCACACUAAAUUGAGAGGUUUCUUCGCUCUACUGUCAACUUGUUUGGCUUGGUUAGUUGUUGGAGAGGGAAACUGUACUGAGAGGUUGACAACAUGGGGCAGGUUGUGACUAAGGUUUUGAAGCCGUUUCUUCCUACGGGAUGUUUUCUGGGAAUGGAGGAGGAUUAUGAAGACUGCGUCCCUAAGACAUUUUCCGUGUCUCAGCUGAAGGAUGUGCUGUUUGCGUACAGCCAUGGACAGUACGUGGUCCCAUCCAAGUCUUACAACGAGGUCUACAAGAACAUCUUUGUCGGAGACGAGAGCAGUGCCCGUAACGUCCACCGGCUGAGAGGUCUGGGAGUCACCCACGUGCUGAACGCAGCGGAGGGCAAGUCCCCCUUCAUGCACGUGCAGACAGGGCCGGAGUUUUACGAGGACGUUGGGAUAGACUACCACGGCGUGCGUGCCAGCGACUUCGAGCAGUACAACCUCAUGCAGCACUUUGAGGAAGCUGCCAAGUACAUCCACAAGGCAGUGGACGAGGAAGGAGGAAAGAUCCUGGUCCACUGCCGCGAGGGUUACUCCCGCUCCCCAUCUCUGGUCAUGGCGUACCUCAUGAUCUACAAGGAACACAACGUGGAGGACGCCCUCAUCACCAUCCGACAGAAGCGCGAGAUCGGUCCCAACACAGGCUUCCUCAAACAACUCUGCCUCUUCAACGACAAACUGGAGGCAGAGAAACAGAGGAGGAUGGCCGAGGAGUAUCAGCAAGAGAUGGAGGGAGGGGAAGAGAAUCGUGAGGAGGAAAGCAAAACAGAGACGCAGGAAGAAACAGAAGAGCCCAAGGCAGAGCAAAAUGCAGAAACCAAAGAGGAGAAAGAAGAAGCAGAGGCAGAAGAGAGUAGAGAAAAAGCACAGGAAAAAGAUGAGCAUGUGUUAGCAUCCUAGUUGAUGAUCCAUACUGAGUGACAGUACUGAAAUAUAUACUACCACAAGCCCAAUAUCGUAUGUACAAUAUACAGCACUGUAUACACAUAGGUCACGUAUAUGUACAUACAUACACUAAGGGUGGUCAAAUGGGGAGAGUGGGUCCCAAUCCCAGAGUACAGGCCCGGGGCUUCUGACUUAAACCACCUACAUCUUCUGUGUUGAGAAUCUCACUUCUCUGUAAAAAGAGUCUGUGUCACUAGAAGAUGCCAGGAGUCCCCAUUGCUCAGAGAGUUUAACUCAUACCCCAAAGUAACUGUAAUCAGAAGAUCUGCCUAGCUUGUUUCUUUCUUCUUACAAGUGAUUAAGGUUGGUGACAGCUUCACCUUUCAAAUGAAGAAUGAUGAUAAUGGUGAUAAUCUCCAAGCAGAUCUUUUGGUGGCCACAAAGACAGUAUCAAAUUGGCCAGGCAUUAUCCAUUUGCCAGACAGUUACUGGCAGCUGAGGACUCUCUCUUGAUAGUCAGUUCUAACCCUUUUGCCGCCACCAGACUUCUGCUUGGAGAUUAGAUGAUAAUGAUGAGGCAAGAAGAGUGUUGUGUUUCAACCAUGCAUCAUAAAUGAUGAUUAGAAUCAUUUUUUAAUUACAUAUCUACAUUAGUGCAGGUAUGAAAGCAAACCUCCGCAGAUCCAAUUUUACCUGCACAUAGUGCUUGAGCACUGUAAUCUGUCCUUACAUCCUAUCCAUAAUGAUAAAAGGCAGGAAGGACUCAGAGGACAAUCAGGAGGAAUGAUGUUAAAUCUGCUACAAUGUGACGGGUGUGAGAUGAUUCUUAAGAUGUCACUAGACAAAUCAAAAUUUACUUGCAGAUUUACGACCCCAGAGCAGGAGGAAUAACUUAAUAAUUGCACUGAAUAUUGAUAUGCGAUCAGACUGUAUUUGUGAGCUGAAUAAUUGAAUGGAAAAUGCUACGCCGUGACCCUCUGUCUUGUACAUGUUUGCUUGUAUCUGUAAAGAAAUGUUGUAAUGCUGCUAUCUUACACUGAAAGACCAAUCACAUACUGUCAAAAGCACAUGCAGAUUUUGUGUGGAAUUUGCCACCAAUUUCUGCAUGCAAGGACCUUUACAAACAAAUCUAAUUUGUAAGGAUUUAGUAUGAAGAGUAAUCUUUCCUGACAUCCAAUUUAGAUGGAUAUGUGAACCAAGUCUCAACAAAUCCUGUUGAAGCCCACAUUCUCAGUCCCAAAUCCUUGUAGACGAGUCCCUAGGAAAGACCCAUUCGCUGGAUGGCACAACUAGCCAGUUUUUGCUCAGCCACUGAAUCACUGUCCAUUAAGGCUUUGCUUUCUAAUCCUUUGAUGAUAUUGCCGACAAGCUAUAGAAGAUACAAACUAUAUAGUGUAUGUUCCAUUACCCUGUAUCCUGCAAUCUUCAGUGAAGUUUUGUAGUGUGAAAGGAAUUCGUAAUAUAGCUAGGCUGUUGAUGUGGCAGUAUGCACUGUUCCAGAAUGCAGAAAAUAAUGAAGUAUUGCAUUAAAAAGCCCAGCUGUUAUACUG
Molecule: messenger RNA, 2633 nt
Organism: Branchiostoma belcheri (Belcher's lancelet)
Lineage: Eukaryota; Metazoa; Chordata; Leptocardii; Amphioxiformes; Branchiostomatidae
Product: dual specificity protein phosphatase 3-like
Exons: 4
Coding region: 265-1098 (277 amino acids)
Biological process (GO): protein dephosphorylation; negative regulation of MAPK cascade
Cellular component (GO): cytoplasm
Molecular function (GO): protein tyrosine/serine/threonine phosphatase activity; MAP kinase phosphatase activity
Source: RefSeq, a predicted model, not a curated record